Messenger RNA from Stegostoma tigrinum, 7375 nucleotides. RefSeq names its product kinesin family member 1Aa (gene kif1aa). Bases 306 to 5867 code for a protein of 1853 amino acids. Gene Ontology annotation, biological process: cytoskeleton-dependent intracellular transport; microtubule-based movement; vesicle-mediated transport. Lineage: Eukaryota; Metazoa; Chordata; Chondrichthyes; Orectolobiformes; Stegostomatidae. The transcript has 51 exons. Gene Ontology annotation, molecular function: plus-end-directed microtubule motor activity; ATP hydrolysis activity; microtubule binding. The record is from RefSeq and is a predicted model, not a curated record. Gene Ontology annotation, cellular component: kinesin complex; microtubule; dendrite.
AGCCUCUCUCUCCACCCCAUUUGAGGAGGCUUUGAAUGAAUCCUCAGCUCAACGAGAGAGGGAAGGCGAAGCUUUUGUGUGUGUGUGUGUGUGUGUUUGUGGAGCGUGUGAUGGGAUUGUUUUUCGGUCGACAGUCUCCGCAGGCCAGCGAGGAAGGCAGUGCUGAUUCUCUCCGUUCUUUGUUGCGGUAAACCGUCAGGAGGAAUUUCCUGCAGGUCUCCACCCUGAUCUGUAGCUGGAAAUACUCCGAGCAAGGUGAGGACAGACCAGCCCAGCCUCUCUGUGGAGACCUUUCUGGAAACAAGAUGGCUGGUGCCUCGGUGAAGGUGGCGGUGAGAGUCCGGCCUUUCAACUCCAGGGAGAUCAGCCGAGAGAGCAAAUGCAUUAUUCAGAUGUCAGGGAACACAACAACAAUUGUUAAUCCAAAGCAGCCCAAGGAGGCCCCCAAGAGUUUCAACUUUGACUAUUCCUACUGGUCCCACACCACGCCGGCCGACAUCAAUUAUGCCUCGCAGCAGCAGGUAUACCGAGACAUUGGGGAGGAGAUGCUCGAACAUGCCUUCGAAGGAUACAACGUCUGCAUCUUCGCCUAUGGACAGACUGGGGCAGGAAAGUCCUAUACCAUGAUGGGCAAACAGGAAAAGGAGCAGCAGGGAAUUAUCCCACAGCUGUGUGAAGAUCUCUUUGCCCGAAUUAAUGACAGUACGAAUGCCAACCUCUCAUACUCUGUGGAGGUCAGUUACAUGGAGAUUUACUGUGAACGUGUGCGAGACCUACUAAACCCCAAGAACAAAGGGAACCUUCGUGUUCGGGAGCAUCCCAUCCUCGGCCCUUAUGUGGAGGAUCUCUCCAAACUUGCUGUCACCUCCUACAAUGACAUUUCAGACCUCAUGGAUUCUGGCAACAAAGCUAGGACUGUGGCUGCCACGAACAUGAAUGAGACGAGCAGUCGAUCUCACGCUGUGUUCAACAUCAUCUUCACACAGAAAGCACAUGACACCAUCCCAGAAACAACCUCUGAGAAGGUUAGUAAAAUCAGUUUGGUCGAUCUCGCUGGAAGUGAACGAGCUGAUUCCACAGGAGCAAAGGGAACACGAUUAAAGGAAGGUGCAAAUAUCAAUAAAUCCCUUACCACCUUGGGCAAGGUCAUCUCCGCUCUGGCGGAUGUGGAUUCUGGAUCAAACAAGAACAAGAAAAAGAAGAAAACUGAUUUCAUCCCAUACAGAGACUCAGUGUUGACAUGGUUACUCCGAGAGAACCUGGGGGGCAAUUCCCGGACGGCCAUGGUCGCAGCCCUUAGUCCAGCUGACAUCAACUACGAUGAGACACUUAGCACCUUGAGGUACGCCGAUCGUGCGAAACAGAUCCGGUGCAAUGCAGUCAUUAACGAGGACCCCAACAACAAGUUGAUCCGGGAACUGAAGGAUGAAGUGUCCAGACUGAGAGAUCUGCUCUGCACACAGGGACUGGGUGACAUUAUUGAUCUGACUCCGGUGCCUGAUGACAAAAGAACUGGAAGAAAAUACGUGAACGAUUUAGAGAAUAAUAACCAUAAUCGCAGAAUAGCAGCUGUCAAUCAACGAGCUGACAAUUUCUCCACAGUGUCCGGAAUGGUGCCCGGAGUGAGUCCCUCACCGUCCCUGUCCGCUCUGUCCAGCCGUGCGGGGUCAGUGUCCAGCCUGCACGACCGGCUAAUGAUCGCCCCUGGCAGCGAGGAAGCCAUUGAGCGAAUAAAGGAAACAGAGAAGAUAAUUGCUGAGCUGAACGAAACAUGGGAAGAAAAACUGCGUAGAACAGAAGCCAUAAGGAUGGAAAGAGAGGCUCUCCUUGCAGAAAUGGGGGUGGCCAUGCGUGAAGAUGGUGGUACAUUGGGUGUCUUCUCCCCUAAGAAGACUCCCCACCUUGUGAAUUUGAAUGAGGAUCCACUGAUGUCCGAGUGCCUCUUAUACUACAUCAAGGACGGAACUACCAGAGUUGGGCGUGAAGAUGCGGAAAAGCGACAGGACAUUGUGCUGAGUGGACAUUUCAUUAAAGAGGAGCAUUGCAUCUUCCGCAGCGAUAUUAAAUCUUUAGGCGAAGUGAUUGUCAUCCUUGAGCCAUGUGAGGGAGCAGACACAUAUGUCAAUGGAAAGAAAGUGACUGAACCAACUGUACUUCGGUCAGGAAACCGUAUCAUUAUGGGGAAGAGCCAUGUCUUCCGUUUCAACCACCCCGAGCAGGCCAGACAAGAGCGUGACAAGACACCCUGUGCAGAGACACCAGUGGAGCCUGUGGACUGGGCCUUUGCCCAGCGGGAAUUGUUGGAGAAGCAGGGCAUCGACAUGAAACAAGAGAUGGAGCAGAGGCUUCAGGAACUAGAGACACAAUAUCGGAGGGAAAAGGAGGAGGCUGAUUUACUUUUGGAGCAGCAGAGACUGGACUAUGAAAGCAGGCUUGAGGCUUUACAAAGGCAGAUGGAUUCCUGUUUUUACCCAGACAAUGCACAGGAAGAUGAAGAACCAGAGGAGGAAGUGCAAUGGACAGAGCGGGAGUUUGAAUUGGCACUAUGGGCAUUCCGUAAGUGGAGAUGCUACCAGUUUACCUCCUUACGUGAUCUGCUCUGGGGAAAUGCCAUCUUUCUGAAAGAGGCCAACGCUAUCAGCGUGGAAUUGAAGAAAAAGGUGCAGUUCCAAUUCGUUCUCCUCACAGACACACUGUACUCCCCUCUACCACCUGAUCUCAUGCCUCCUGAUGCUGUGAAGGACAGGGAGAAGCGCCCAUUCCCACGCACCAUUGUGGCUGUGGAAGUCCAAGACCAGAAGAAUGGAGCAACUCACUACUGGACACUGGAGAAACUCAGGCAGAGACUGGACCUGAUGCGGGAGAUGUAUGAUCGUGCCGCUGAAGUGCCUUCCAGUGUGGUUGAUGACUGUGACAACGUUAUGACGGGCGGGGAUCCAUUUUAUGAUCGCUUCCCAUGGUUCCGGUUGGUCGGAAGUUCCCCUGUCUCUGGCUGUACUAGUUCUCCCCUUUUCAACACUUGCAUGACUGAGCGCAUGGCUGAUCUCACCCCCUCCCCCACCUUCUCGAACCCUGACUCUGACAUCACUGAGCUCGCAGAUGAGCACCAUGAUGAUGAUGAUGAGGAGGAGGAGGAGGAGGAGGUGGUGGAGGAGGAGGAGGAGGAGGAGGAGGAGGAGGAGGAGGAGGAGCUGGACGAUGAAACCUUUCUGGAUGAUCCCUUUUCUGACCUGGGGGGAGACGAAGGGUACCAGAUCCACCAUGAUGGCCAGGACCCGUUUUACGACCGCUCACCCUGGUUCAGUUUAGUGGGAAGAGCAUUUGUUUAUCUCAGUAACUUGCUGUACCCAGUGCCACUGGUACAUCGUGUGGCAAUAGUCAGUGAGAAGGGAGAGGUCAAAGGAUUUCUACGUGUCGCUGUCCAGGCCAUUUCUGCUGACGAGGAAGCUCCAGAUUAUGGUUCCGGGGUUCGACAAUCAGGAACAGCCAAGAUCUCCUUUGAUGAUCAGCAUUUUGAAAAGUUUCAGUCGGAUUGUUGUACAGCUGGAAUGUCUCGCUCUGGCACAUCGCAGGAGGAGCUACGAAUUGUAGAAGGGCAGGGCCAAUCAAGUGAUUCAGGUCCUUCAGCUGAUGAGGUCAACAACAAUACCUGCGCAGCGACCCAGGAGGAGCCUGAUAGUCCAGUGAAGUCACCAGUAGACACACAGAUGGAUGGAAUCGUAGAACAUCUCAGAAUCGGCAGCAACUUCACUUUUAGAGUGACCGUUCUACAGGCCUCAAGUAUCUCAGCUGAAUAUGCUGACAUCUUCUGCCAGUUCAAUUUCAUUCAUCGCCAAGAAGAAGCCUUUUCCACAGAACCACUGAAAAACACAGGCCGAGGCCCUCCGCUUGGUUUUUAUCAUGUACAAAACAUUGCAGUCGAAGUAACCAAAUCCUUCAUAGAGUAUAUUAAGACCCAGCCCAUUGUCUUUGAGGUGUUUGGGCACUAUCAGCAGCACCCGUUCCCACCACUCUGCAAGGACCUCAUCAGCCCCCUGAGGCCAUCUCGCCGGCAGUUCCCUCGCGUGAUGCCCCUAUCCAAACCAGUACCAGCUACCAAGUUAAACACCAUGAACCGACCCACUGCAGGACAGUGCCAGGGCAAGUAUGACUUGCUGGUCUUCUUCGAAAUCUGUGAGCUGGAGGCUACUGGAGAGUAUAUCCCUGCCGUUGUUGACCACAGAGGUGGAAUGCCUUGUCAUGGAACCUUCCUACUGCACCAGGGAAUUCAGAGACGGAUUACAAUUACCAUUGUACAUGAGACAGGAAGUGACAUAUAUUGGAAGGAAGUGCGAGAAUUGGUGGUUGGUCGGAUCCGGAAUACACCAGAGUCAGAUGAUUCUGUCAUCGAUCCCAACAUCCUGUCCUUGAAUAUCCUAACUGCUGGCUACACACACCCAACCCUGGAGGACCGGCAAUUUCUUGAUUCGGAUAUGCCUAGCAUAACACAUGGAAAUGACAAUAGAACCUUUUACCGAUUUGAAGCAGGCUGGGAUAGCUCCAUGCAUAACUCCCUGCUGCUGAACAGAGUGACCCCAUAUGGAGAGAAGAUCUACAUGACAUUGUCAGCGUAUUUGGAGAUGGAGAACUGUACACAGCCUGCAGUUGUUACUAAAGACUUCUGCAUGGUGUUCUAUACACGAGAUGCCAGGCUGCCAGCCUCCCGUUCUAUCCGCAACCUCUUUGGCAGUGGAACACUCAAAGCUUCAGAGAGUAAUCGAGUGACUGGUGUGUACGAACUGAGCCUAUGCCGAGUCGCUGAUGCUGUUAGCCCAGGCAUGCAGCGAAGACGUAGACGGGUCCUUGACACCUCCGUUGCCUACGUUCGUGGGGAAGAGAACCUGGCCGGGUGGCGGCCUCGAAGUGACAGCCUCAUUCUGGACCACCAAUGGGAAUUGGAGAAACUGAGCCUUUUACAAGAGGUGGAAAAGACCCGACACUAUCUGUUAUUGCGUGAGAAGCUGGAGAGCACACUGAGGUCAGGUUGCGAUUCGGUCUCCUCUUACACCAGUGAGGACCUCAGCGAAUCCCAAAGCGUCUCCUCAACGUACAGUCUACACUCAACAGGCAGCAAUGACAUGCCAACCUCUACCUGCACCACCACUAAACGGCAGAAAGAAUUAGCAGCUAAGUGCCUCCGACUUCUAUCUCACACAUUUAAUAGGGAGUACAGCCAUGUCUGUAUCAGUGCCAGUGAGAGCAAGAUAUCUGAGAUGUCUGUCACACUGACAAGGGACACAUCAUUCUCCACAUUGAGCAACACCACACUGCCCCCUUCCUCGACCUGUCCCUCUCUGCUGGAAGGACAAUACAUCUCCCCAGAGCUCAGGACUCCUGAGGCCCAAUCCAGAGCAAUCAGUCCAGAUCCUGAUUCACUACAGGAAGGUGAACUGAAGAAAUCUCCUGUUGCCGGCAAGGAUGAGAAAGGCAGCGCUCGCAUGUUUGUAGCCGACAUCCAGGAGAUUAGAGUGAGCCCCAUUGUGUCAAAGAAAGGGACCCUGCACUUCCUGGAGCCUCAGACCAAUGGCUGGGUGAAGCGUUAUGUGGUUGUACGGCGGCCGUAUGUCUACAUUUACAAUACCGAUAAGGACACAGUGGAGCGAGCCAUUCUCAACCUGUCAGCAGCACAAGUGGAAUACAGCGAGGAUCAACAGGCCAUGCUCAAGACUCCAAACACAUUUGCUGUCUGCACUGAGCACCGUGGGAUACUACUGCAAGCCUGCAACGAUAAAGAGAUGCAAGACUGGCUGUAUGCUUUCAACCCCCUCCUUGCCGGGUCAAUCAGAUCAAAGCUGUCCAGAAGGAGAAGCAGUCAGAUGAGGAUCUGAUAGAAAUCCUUGAAUCGAAUGAAAUUCCACUCAAACCCAGCGACAUCAGACUGGACUCAUGUACAUAAUCAACCCAGCCCUUCCAACAUUGAUGUGAAUGCCCAUCUAACAUGCCUGCUCUACAUGUAGUCACUUAUUGAGGAACAAAAAUUAAUAGUUGUGUGAAAGCAAAAACUGUGUUCGCCUGGCGCUGGGGAGCGCCGUGUUACGUGUGCGUGUGAUGAUCUGUGUGUCUUCAGUAAGUGAUUAGAUAUCACUGAUGAACGAGCUCUGUGGUGUGGACACUAGAUGCUGUAUGUGUUCCUUACAUUUUUUUUUGAUUGGGGUGUUUGAGGGCUUGAUGAGGGGAAAGGGUGUUGGCGUCAUUUUGUGGCACUAACAGUCAUUUCCAGCACAAAGGCUGAAAUGGGUGGUGCAGUGCAUUUGGACACAAUCCCUUCCAUGAGUUUUGGGAUGCCUCUUGGGAAGGAUGAAGGAGGCGGUGGCUGAAUGAAUGAGCUCCUCAUUGAGGAGGUUGGCACUGGCAGAGCCCAUGGUGAUUUGCGGACUGAAUUAUCCCGUUAAAAGCAAAUUUGGCCUCCCUCCCAAAAUGCACCAUGAGUUGUUUGAAAUUUGUUCCUGUGAAGGAGGAGUUUGUUUUUUGUGGGAAGGACGGAAUUUUCUAUUUAGGCAUGUGAAAGUCGAAGAAGAAUUGUAAAGUUGGGAAUCCUGGAGGAGGAGUGAAAGGGUAAAUGUAUAUAUUUCAUGUUCAGCUCUAUAAUGAUAGUGAAUUCUUAAUCUUGAAUAAGAAAUAUUACUGCUGAGGUUGGUCAUUCCUAUCCUCUCCCCUCUCCACACUAUCAUGUUUGGUUAGCCCUUGCCCACCUGCUUGCCCAUGUUCAUGUGGUCUGUUUGGAUUUUUGUGGACCAUCUCAGUAUCGGUGUGGCACAUGACCUGAAAAUUGCAAUGUUUUUUAAGUGAGUGGCUUUGGAAGUGAAUUGUGCUGAAUUUCCGAAUGCACGGCUGAUGCAGGAGAUGCCAAGACACUUGGAGGUCUGCUGCCAGCCUCGUGCCAAUGCCAUCAGCAUUGUGACUCUCAACAGGUUCAUCCAAUGAUGGGUCGGGGCUAGGGCCAAGGCUUAGGAUGGACAAUGAUUUCAGAUUGCUUUCUCUUGACUGUUUACAUCAAAUAUUUCUAAAUGCCAGUGUUGCUACCUCUCCAACUCCUUCAGAUUUGGAGAAUCAGCCCCAUUUGCUCCAUAUUUUCUUUUGAGUAGCAAAGAAGCUUAUGGGCCUGUUCUGAUCUGGGACAUUUUCUCCUGUUGACCCAGAUGUAUUGACAAAGGUUAGCUGCAUGGCAUAGGAUGUAUUAGCUUUGAAACAUAGUACAUCUGAGAUCAGCACACAAUUGGCCAAUGUGAAGCACAUUUUUAUUUCAAUGGAACACUAAGCUACAGCUGGUGGUUGCAUUCUCAGUGUUGUAAGCAAGUUCAGUGUUCUAUCUGGGUGGACUUCAAGGCUUUGCGGU